Postia placenta MAD-698-R-SB12 is the source of this 882-nucleotide messenger RNA. RefSeq lists its product as hypothetical. The annotation marks the transcript as partial. The transcript has 3 exons. NCBI's taxonomy places the organism in Eukaryota, Fungi, Basidiomycota, Agaricomycetes, Polyporales, Adustoporiaceae. The record is from RefSeq and is a predicted model, not a curated record.
GCAUCAGGAUUCAUCGGGUUCCCGGUCGCGCAAGCAUUCGUGCGCGCCGGCCAUAUCGUCUACGGAGUAACCCGCUCUGCGUCCAAAGUCCAAAAGCUUGCUGUGGAAGAAAUCAUUCCGAUUGUCGCAGAUACUAGCGAUCCGUCGCCUUGGCUGCCUCUUGUCGCCACGCUCGACGUCGUGAUUGAGGCCAUCGCUGGAAGGGACAUUCCCCACCUGUCCAAGCUGCUGCUUGAAAGCACCGCUAAGGCCGCUAAGCAAUAUCGUCCGCCGCACGCGCCGAAUCUCGCUUACAUCUACACAUCCGGUGCUUGGGUGCACGGGGAUAGCCGGAAGGAGAUCGUCUCGGACACGACGCCUAUCACGAACGUUUCUGUGAAGAUCACCGCUUGGAGACCUGAAUUCGAGCAACGCGUUGUGACCCAUUCCGAUGUCAGCGGGAUUGUGAUACGUCCAUCCUUGCUAUACGGGCGCUCCGCAUCGCUCCUGGCACCCUUGUUCAAGAAGGCAUACGAGGGCACAGUCGCGUGGUAUGGGACGCCAGGAGGGCGCUACGGGACGAUUCACUGUGAUGAUCUUGCCGAGCUGUAUCUCCUUGCCGCUGAGAAGUCCGCCAUCGUUGGUGGAAAGAUCUUUGACGCUACCAACGAGUUUACGGAGGGCGUGGAUGACAUUCUGCAGAAGUUGGUGGAGGUUUCUGGCGCCAAGGGUCCAUACGAAUACCUCCCGCCGAGUAACCUGUUUGAGGCCGCACUUACCGCGUCGACCUUGAUUCGGCCUUACCUUGCGCGUUCCUUGUUAGGCUGGCGACCGCGCAAGGCGAGUCUAGUCGAUCAUCUCGAGAUCUACUACAACUCGUGGAAAGCUAGUGAGGGUCUAUAA